Messenger RNA from Lineus longissimus, 3357 nucleotides. Its product is annotated as sorting nexin-16-like. Bases 137 to 1345 code for a protein of 402 amino acids. The transcript is spliced from 8 exons. Gene Ontology annotation, biological process: protein targeting to lysosome; endosome to lysosome transport; early endosome to late endosome transport. Gene Ontology annotation, cellular component: extrinsic component of endosome membrane; early endosome; late endosome. Gene Ontology annotation, molecular function: phosphatidylinositol binding. Lineage: Eukaryota; Metazoa; Nemertea; Pilidiophora; Heteronemertea; Lineidae. The record is from RefSeq and is a predicted model, not a curated record.
CGACUGUCUCUUGAUUACUUCUUUCUGAUAGAAUUACCAAAUGCAGAUUUGAUUUUGGUCAAGAUCUGAAGCGAGACAUUUGUAGUUGUGUAUCAUCGUUAUUUAAAGGAGAUAAUUUAUAGAUCAAAAUCGAAAUAUGGCAUCUGUGAAUGAUACAGUGACUAGUGGGCCAUCUCCAAUGGUUCAGUUUUUCCUGGAUUAUUGUCAGAGCCUAAAGACUUCGAUGGACUUCAGUGACUCCCGCAUCAUAUCCGAGGCUGAUCUCCCAUCCAGCCUCACCAAACGAACUGAAAUCAUGGACGUCAACCCGAACAAGGAGACCCAUGGUAGCCUGACGGGUGACUCAGGGUUGUCCAAGUCACUCACCAACACUCACCGCCCACGCGCCACAAGCACACCAACUCAUGAUAAAUACCCGUCGACUGAGUUGGCUGGAAGUACAAUCACUAGUGAUAGUGGCGAUGAUGAGGGUGUAGGAUUGGGGACGAACGAUGAGGCUGGUGUCUGUGAAUCUCCUCUUUCUCUCGUCAGCACGGACAUCCAGGUGCCGAUUGUCGGGUUUGAGAUCAUGGAGAACAGGACAAGAUUCACAGUAUACAAAGUGAACAUCCGGAAAGGGCCACAUGAGAGCUGGUUCGUCUUCAGAAGAUACACGGAUUUCGUCCGAUUAAAUCAAAAGCUUGGUUGCGUCUUCCCCACCUUUCGUCUGUCAUUGCCGCCAAAGAAAUGGUUUGGGAACUUCAAUCCAGACUUCUUAGAGGAUCGCCAGCUUGGUUUACAAGCAUUCCUCAACAAUAUUGUUGGCCACCGAGACGUGUCUAACUCAGCCCCUGUGCGAGAUUUCCUCUGCUUGGAUGAUCCUCCAGGGCCCCAUGAUAGCCUGGAAGAGAGCAGGGCGUUGUGCGAAUCUCUCGAGGAAAAUGUCUACGAUCUGCGGAAAGAUAUUCAGGAGCGAGACGCUAGGAUUGAGUUGUUGGAAGGAGAGGUGGCCAUGUUGAGGGCUGAGGUGGAGGCAUUGCGCAAUACUGUCAAGUUAGAAAAGGCUGUGAAUGUGAUGAGGCGCUCACCGAGCAGUUCACUACCAGAAUCAGGCGAGUUUGAGAAUGACAGCACGUUGUGUGUAGAAGCGGAUCAAGCUCACCGUCGAGGCAAUGUCAACCCAGUGUCUCCAGCAUUAUCGGACAGUUUUGACGUCCUCAACGACGACAAUUCAAAAAAACUGAGACGGGUGAUAGAUGAGGGUGACAAUGGUGCUUUAAAGGUUCGAUCAGAGGUGACUGGGCCAAAGCCAGAGAAAAAGGUGUCGAAUGCGAGGAGUGAUUUACAAGUGAUUCUGCCCUCCUGAUUUGAAGCAAUGGAUGGAUAAACUUUGACCAUUGAAUUACUUGUUGCCAUUUGAAUUGAUCAGAUAUUAGGAUUGCAUACUUGAGGGAUAGGCCCCUUUGUGAAUGUCUGGUGGUCCCAUGUGAGGAUGUCAUGGGCCUAAUGGUGUCUUCCAUAAGUGAUCACUUAGCUAAUGACUAUUCUUAGUGAUACAAUUAUAUUGAAUAAAUGUAUGAUAUAUGGUUGAACCAUAAAUGGAGCUAUAUCAUUCAAUAUUUUUCAUUUUAGAUUAUGAAAGGGUUUUCUUUAUUGUAGUUGCUCAAACUAAUUGUAGUUCUCUUGCCAUAGUUAGUAUCUGACAUGAGCCCUUGGAAAGACUUGGGCUUGAAGAUGUCACAUGUAAUGUCUAGGGUGCAUGUGAUAUGGAAUAUUUCUGGUGCAAUAUUGAGCUAGUUCAUUGACAUAGCAGGAUUGUGAGGUUGAGUUGGUUGAGGUCACUGACGUUGGGUGUGUGGCGUGUUCAAAGUUGAAGACAAAGUAUAAUAUGAGUGAACUUAUAUGGGAGGGUAUAUUAGGGUGAAUGGGGUGACUAUUGCAUGAGGCUGUAAAUGAAAAGUUGUUUUAAAGUUGAUAUUCCCAUUUUUUUCUGCUAUGUCCAAGUAUGAAUUAGAAUUGUUUUAACAUUUUAGCUCUUGCUCUUUCAAUGUAGCAUUUCAGUGUCUGGUAAAAUGGUGGAUGGGUCGACAACUCGACAAUUUAUAAACUUUGUGCUAUUUAUUUGUGCAUAGAUCAUUCCAGAUUUUCAUUCAUUGUAUUUUGGUGAUUAUAUGAAACUCUUGAUAAUUGUGAUGAUGUGAAAACUGCCAAGCUGGUCAGGCUCGGUGGCGACCAUCUGCUCUGGUAAUGAUAGGCCGCUGCCAUAAAGGUUGUUGUAGCUCCUGACCAGUUUUACAGUAACACUGUAUUGUGCAGCAGUCUUUUAUAUCACAUUUACAGUUAUACACAUGGUAUUCAUAUACAGCCAGGCCUGUGCUACAGAAUCCUGUAGUUUACCAUAGUAUUUAUAUACAGCCAGGCCUGUGCUACAGAAUCCUGUCGUUUACCAUGGUAUUCAUAUACAGCCAGGACUGUGCUACAGAAUCCUGUAGUUUACCAUGGUAUUUAUAUACAGCCAGGCCUGUGCUACAGAAUCCUGUAGUUUACCAUAGUAUUUAUAUACAGCCAGGCCUGUGCUACAGAAUCCUGUAGUUUACCAUGGUAUUUAUAUACAGCCAGGACUGUGCUACAGAAUCCUGUAGUUUACCAUGGUAUUUAUAUACAGCCAGGACUGUGCUACAGAAUCCUGUAGUUUACCAUGGUAUUUAUAUACAGCCAGGCCUGUGCUACAGAAUCCUGUAGUUUACCAUGGUAUUCAUAUACAGCCAGGACUGUGCUACAGAAUCCUGUAGUUUACCAUGGUAUUCAUAUACAGCCAGAACAGUUUUCUACAGAAUCUUUUAGAUUUGUGGUCCAAGAGCUCACUUGUCCCUUCGUGGGCCUCCAACAUUGGGAAAAACGAAUUCAGUGGGCUACUUUCCUACAACAUGGUUUUCAGACAAAUUGAGGUUGUGGAUUCAAGCUCAGUCGGACGUUCUCCCUAUGUUGUCAUACUCUUGGUGCUUUCUUCAGCCAUAUGUAAAUAUUCUUGUAUAUAUUAUCAAUAGAAUUUCUUGGCAGUUUUUGAAAAUAAUGGAACUCUAUUGAACUGGAUUCCUGCCAUUUGCAUUUUCGCUGUAGCUUCUACAUGCUUUUAAACUAAAGUAAAGGAAAAGGGUUGAUGACACCCAAACUGAACCUGUUGUAAUAUCUCCACUUGGGCCAUUUCAAGUGGAGUUGAAAACUUCCCUCCAAAUUAACAAAAUUAUGCACAGAAACUGUCCAUUUGAUGUAAUUUCAUAGAAUUUCUUAGGGUUUGAAGGCCGUCAGAAUAUUUUAUCCACUGGCCAAGUUUCAAUUGCCUGUGAGAGCGCUAGAGCCCGAGUGUUUACAUGUGCA